Phanerochaete carnosa HHB-10118-sp is the source of this 1278-nucleotide messenger RNA. RefSeq lists its product as uncharacterized. The record is from RefSeq and is a predicted model, not a curated record. The transcript is spliced from 10 exons. Gene Ontology annotation, cellular component: fungal-type vacuole membrane. Bases 1 to 1278 code for a protein of 425 amino acids. NCBI's taxonomy places the organism in Eukaryota, Fungi, Basidiomycota, Agaricomycetes, Polyporales, Phanerochaetaceae. Gene Ontology annotation, biological process: transmembrane transport. Gene Ontology annotation, molecular function: transmembrane transporter activity.
AUGUAUUCACCAGAAAAAGACCCUGCUACGGCGGAGAAACUUAGCGUUCGGUAUGCGGAGAAGGAGUCUGAAGAUCCGCAAGUUGGCCCGAAACCUGGGGCCCCUGUCAUACCUGAUGGCGGAAUUCGAGCAUGGUUGGUCGUACUAGCUUCCUUUUGUGCGAUGUUUAAUACUUUCGGCUUUAUCAACGCUUGGGGUGUCUUCCAAGAGUAUUACCAGCAGACGUUGCUCAGCGACCGCCCACCGUCUACAAUGCAGUACGCAUUGGUCUUUAUGAUGGGCUUGCCCACCGGACGCUUGGUCGACGCAGGAUAUCUUCAACUUCCCGUACGCGUUGCGUGCGCUGCCCUCGUGACCGCUACCUUCCUUGUGGCCCAGUGUACGCAAUAUUGGCACUUCCUACUGUGCCAAGGCAUCUUCCUCGGGAUUGCGUGUGGAUUCACCAUGUCGCCCGGUAUAAGCGUGAUCCCUCAAUGGUUCAGGAGGAAGAAAGGUCUGGCGUAUGGCAUCCUGGGCAUGGGAGCCAGUUUCGGUGGUGUCAUGUACCCGAUUGUCGCGCGGAGGCUCAUCCCCGAGGUUGGGUUCCCCUGGGCAAUGCGCGCCAUUGGCUUCAUCCAGCUCGUCACACUCAUCCCGACGUUCCUGUUCAUGACACGGAGCUUCCCGCCGACGAGGAACCAGCCGAGCCUCACCUUCAAGCAUUUCAGGAUCCCCGCGUUCUCGCUGUACUGCGCAGCGGGCUUCGUGUCCUACCUUGGCUUCUACACCGUGUUGACGUACAUCGACGGCAGCUCCCUGGCCGCCAGGCAGCCCGACGACUUUUCCUUCUAUCUCGUCGCGAUAGCGAACGCGGGGUCGGCGGCGGGGCGUCUCUUUGGCGGGAUGUCUUCAGACCGGUUCGGCCCCUUCAACAUUCUGGCCUCAGGCACUUUUGCCACAGGCAUCUUGACCUACGCGUGGUCGUACGCAAAGAGCCAAGGCGCGCUGGUUGCUAUCGCCGUCAUCUACGGCUGCGCGUCCGGUGUGUAUGUCGGCGUGUUCGGGACGCCGCUCGUCGAUAUUGGCGACAUGCAGGAUUUCGGGCAGCGUAUGGGCUUCUUCCUCACGAUCAUGGCCUUCGGUGCCCUCGCGGGCCCGCCAAUCUCGGGCGCCAUCAACACGUCGACGGGCGGGUUCAACUUGGUGGGCGUGUAUGCCGGGUCCACCGUCAUGGCCGGCGUAGCAUUGAUGCUCGCGGCGCGGUAUUGCGUGCUUCGCCGUCUAUGGGGCAAGGCGUAG